This is a messenger RNA of Aspergillus ibericus CBS 121593, 536 nucleotides long. Its product is annotated as copper metallochaperone ATX1. Lineage: Eukaryota; Fungi; Ascomycota; Eurotiomycetes; Eurotiales; Aspergillaceae. Gene Ontology annotation, cellular component: cytosol. Gene Ontology annotation, biological process: copper ion transport. The record is from RefSeq and is a predicted model, not a curated record. Bases 70 to 309 code for a protein of 79 amino acids. Gene Ontology annotation, molecular function: copper chaperone activity; metal ion binding. The transcript has 2 exons.
CACCCUCACUCGCUCCUCUCCCUCUUUUCGUCACUCCCUCUAUUCGAUCAUACCACCCCACUUCACACCAUGUCCGACCAUCAAUACAAGUUCAACGUCACCAUGAGCUGCGGCGGUUGCUCCGGUGCCGUGGAACGCGUCCUCAGGAAGCUGGACGGCGUCAAGUCUUUCAAUGUGAACCUCGAGUCCCAAACUGCCGACGUGGUGACCGAACCCUCCGUGUCCUAUGAUACUGUGUUGGCUACAAUCAAGAAGACUGGGAAAGUUGUCAACAGCGGAGAGGCCGAUGGCCAGACUAUGGCUAUUUAAGGGCGGCGCCGCCCAGCAUAGAGAGCGACGCGGCAUCAGAGCGUGUGCAUGAUGCGGAUCGGAAGGAGGGGACCAGCAGCUUCUGGGUCCGGGUCUGGAUGCGAUAUACCCUGCUGCGUUCUUGUAUAUAUAAGCCUUAUUGGAGAUUUUAGUGCUAUUGAGCGGCACGGCGUUUCUUCUUCCCACAGCGCCAUGUGUCUUCGUCGCGGCUUCGGCCGAUGAGCAGA